UAUCAUUUCUCACACAGAAACCUGCAAUGGAUUCAACAACAGCCUUUCGCCACCUCCACUUUGUUUUCAUCCCCUUAAUGGCCCCAGGUCAUCUUCUCCCCAUGGUAGACAUGGCCAAAUUGUUUGCACGACGCAAAGUGAGAGCGAGCAUAGUCACCACACCCCUCAAUUCAAUCCAGUUCCAAGAUAGCAUAGAAAGAGAGAUUCAAUCCGGUUCACCAAUCCAAAUUCUACACGUUCAAUUUCCAUGCGCUGAGGCUGGACUACCAGAGGGAUGUGAGAGCUUGGACACACUCCCUUCAAUGGAUCUACAGACCAAUUUCAACAUCGCUAUGAACUUGUUGCAGCAGCCACUACAAGAUCUACUUGAAAAGCUAAGACCCUUCCCAAGUUGCAUAAUUGCCGACAAACAUUUCUUAUGUGUGGCUGAUGUUGCUGACAAGUUGAACGUCCCUAGAAUAAUAUUCGAUGGGACUAACUGUUUCUUUCUGCUAUGCAACCACAAUUUGGACAAGUAUAAGGUGCAUGAAGCUGUGUCUGGUGAAGAGAAAUUUCUUGUCCCUGGAAUGCCCCACAGGAUUGAGUUAUGCAGAUCUCAACUCCCCGGGAUAUUCAAUCCUGGCACAAAACUCAAGUUGCAAGCUUAUCGCGAGAAGGUGAGGGAAGUUUCAAAAAGAGCAUAUGGGAUAGUGGUUAAUAGUUUUGAAGAGUUGGAAGUUGAAUAUGUUAAAGAGUAUCAAAGGGUUACGGGUCAUAAGGUGUGGUGUGUUGGACCUGUGUCACUUUCCAAUAAGGAUGACAUGGACAAGGCUUUGAGAAGUAAGAGAAACUCAAGUGAUGAAGUUGAGUAUUUGAUGAAGUGGCUUGAUUCAUGGCCUCCAAGGUCUGUGAUUUAUGUUUGCCUUGGUAGCUUAAACCGUGCAACGCCUGAGCAGUUGAUAGAGCUAGGGUUAGGGUUGGAAGCAACAAAAAGGCCAUUCAUUUGGGUGCUGAGAGGUGCAUAUGGAAGAGAGGAAAUGGAGAAGUGGUUAUUGGAAGAAGGGUUUGAGGAGAGGGUGAAAGAGAGAGGGGUUGUGAUGAAUGGUUGGGUGCCACAAGUGUUGAUAUUGUCACAUGGAGCAAUAGGAGCGUUUUUGACUCAUUGUGGAUGGAAUUCCACACUUGAAGGGAUUUGUGGUGGGGUACCUUUGGUGACUUUUCCUCUGUUUGCUGAGCAGUUCUAUAAUGAGAAGGUUGUUGCACAAGUGGUGGAGAUUGGGGUGAGUGUGGGAGCUGAAUCCGUUGUGCACUUGGGAGAGGAAUAUAAUUCUCGGGUUCAGGUUACGAGGGAAAAUUUUAAGGAUUCUAUUGAGAAGGUGAUGGGUGAGGGCAGAGAAAAAGAAGAGAUAAGGGAAAGGGCUAGAAAGUAUGGGAACAUGGCAAAAAAAGCAAUAGAACAAUGUGGGUCUUCUUACCUCAAUAUGUCCAAAUUAAUUCAUGACAUCGUACGUGUCAAAGGGUUAGACCAAAGCUAAGCCACAAAAUAGACCACAUGGAUAUACUCAUAUUAUGUGCAUUUGUAUCAGCAGCGCAACUUUACACGUAUUUGGAUGUAUUUUAAGUCUUUAAAAUUUUAUAGCUAAUUAAUUAAGUUCUCCGUAUUUAAAACUGAGUAAAUGGCAACACCAAAAAUGCAUGAAA
Cajanus cajan (pigeon pea) is the source of this 1680-nucleotide messenger RNA. RefSeq names its product UDP-glycosyltransferase 73C12. Gene Ontology annotation, molecular function: UDP-glucosyltransferase activity. Lineage: Eukaryota; Viridiplantae; Streptophyta; Magnoliopsida; Fabales; Fabaceae. The record is from RefSeq and is a predicted model, not a curated record.